Messenger RNA from Letharia lupina, 801 nucleotides. RefSeq lists its product as uncharacterized. The record is from RefSeq and is a predicted model, not a curated record. Lineage: Eukaryota; Fungi; Ascomycota; Lecanoromycetes; Lecanorales; Parmeliaceae. Gene Ontology annotation, cellular component: nucleus. Bases 1 to 801 code for a protein of 266 amino acids. The transcript has 2 exons.
AUGUCCUCAGGUUUCGUUUCCAGCGGAACCACCGACGCCCCCAUAGAGCGUGACGAUGAAUGGCUAAAAGCUCAACAAGAGAUCGAAGCUAACCGUCGUCGCAAAGAGGAAGAAAGCAGGCACGAGGGUGGGAAGACUCUGUACGACGUGUUGCAGGGGAAUAAGGCCGCCAAAGAAGAAGCCUUCCAAGAGUCCAUCAAGCUCAGAAACCAGUUCCGCAACUUGGAUGAAGACGAAGUCGAGUUUCUGGAUUCAGUGCUCGAGUCUACAAGGAAGAGAGAGGAGGAGGUCAAGAAGGAGACCAGCGAGCAGCUAGACCUAUUCAGGAGACAGCAGGAGGAAAAAGAUAGAGAACUACUAGAGGGCGGAGAGGAGGUUGAUGGAAAGGCUGGCAGUCCUACGGCCGGGGAAUCACAGUCAGCGUGGGCUGUGAAUGCGAGGAAACGAAAGAGGACAAAGGAGAACGAUAGGGCAGGGUUGAAGGGCUUGAAGCUACGGAAGAGCUCAUCUACGGGCGAGACACCUGUUGGGCUGAGGAAAGCCUCAUCCACAGGCGAAACUCUGGCCGUUUCGAGGACGGAAGCGGGCUAUAGAGAACCUGUAGAGCCCCAGGGUACUGCUCCUGAGACCGCGUCGACGGAGAAAGCCAGUUUUGGAGUCUCCGCAUCACCUCCACCUCCUCCUCCACCAGAAACCAUCACUACAAAGGUUUCUCCUAAGCAAGAGAAUAGCGUGAGUCCUAAGCCACCAGGUACUCUAGGUCUAGGUCUGGCAGGCUAUAGCUCCGACGAAGACGAUUGA